Pneumocystis jirovecii RU7 is the source of this 1254-nucleotide messenger RNA. Its product is annotated as 26S protease regulatory subunit 4. Gene Ontology annotation, cellular component: proteasome regulatory particle, base subcomplex. Gene Ontology annotation, biological process: proteasome-mediated ubiquitin-dependent protein catabolic process. Gene Ontology annotation, molecular function: proteasome-activating activity; ATP hydrolysis activity; ATP binding. The coding region runs from base 1 to 1254 and encodes 417 amino acids. The record is from RefSeq and is a predicted model, not a curated record. Lineage: Eukaryota; Fungi; Ascomycota; Pneumocystomycetes; Pneumocystales; Pneumocystaceae. The transcript is spliced from 3 exons.
AUGUCUACACGUCUAGGAAAACGACGUAGCAGAAAUAAAGGCCCAGAUGCAACAAACAAAUUUCCAACAGUCUAUCCAACUACUCGAUGUCGUUUAAAACUGCUCAAGAUGGAGCGUAUCAAAGAUUACUUGCUGCUUGAGCAGGAGUUUGUAUCAAAUCAAGAGCUAAUGAAGCUUGAUUCUGAAAAACGAGAUCCAAAAGGAGAGGAUGAAGAUGAUGAUAAAUUACAAAGUUUAAUUGGAAGUCCUAUGGGUGUCGGAACACUAGAAGAAAUGAUAGACGAAGACCAUGCAAUUGUGUCAUCAGCAACAGGACCAGAGUAUUAUGUGUCAAUUAUGUCGUUUGUAAAUAAGGAUCUUUUGGAGCCGGGAUGUUCUGUAUUAUUACAUCACAAGGCAGUGUCAAUCGUCGGCGUAUUAAGCGACGAUAUUGAUCCAAUGGUAUCGGUUAUGAAGCUAGACAAAGCACCGACAGAAUCCUACGCGGAUAUUGGCGGUCUUGAAUCACAGAUUCAAGAAAUUAAAGAAGCAGUUGAACUACCACUAACACAUCCUGAAUUAUACGAAGAAAUUGGAAUCCGACCACCCAAAGGCGUCAUUUUAUACGGAGAACCAGGGACAGGGAAGACAUUGCUAGCAAAAGCAGUGGCAAAUCAAACAAGUGCGACGUUUUUGCGUAUUGUCGGCUCAGAGCUCAUCCAAAAAUACUUGGGCGAUGGACCAAAAUUCGUUCGUGAGCUCUUUCAGACAGCGCAAAAUAAUUCACCAUCUAUUGUUUUCAUUGACGAAAUUGAUGCAAUUGGAACAAAAAGAUAUGAUUCUACAUCAUCAGGAGAACGCGAAAUCCAACGAACAAUGCUGGAGCUUCUGAACCAAUUAGACGGUUUUGACGAUCGCGGAGACGUUAAGGUUAUUAUGGCUACAAAUCGAAUUAAUGAUUUAGAUCCAGCACUUAUUCGUCCAGGAAGAAUGGACAGAAAAAUUUUAUUCGAAACACCAGAUCAAAACACAAAACGUAAAAUCUUUCAAAUUCAUACAAGUAAAAUGAAUCUCGGCGAUGAUGUAUCUAUCGAGGAGUUUAUAACGGCCAAAGAUGAAAUGAGCGGUGCAGAUGUAAAGGCAAUCUGUACAGAAGCAGGCUUAAUGGCUCUUCGUGAGCGUAGAAUGCGUGUGAUUGCAGAAGACUUUAGAAAAGCCAAAGAACAAGUAUUAAAAACUAAACAAGAAGAUAUACAGGGUGAACUUUAUUUAUAA